Molecule: messenger RNA, 1437 nt
Organism: Colletotrichum costaricense
Lineage: Eukaryota; Fungi; Ascomycota; Sordariomycetes; Glomerellales; Glomerellaceae
Exons: 2
Coding region: 1-1437 (478 amino acids)
Biological process (GO): protein polyubiquitination; regulation of mitochondrial fission
Cellular component (GO): mitochondrial outer membrane
Molecular function (GO): ubiquitin protein ligase activity; zinc ion binding
Source: RefSeq, a predicted model, not a curated record
AUGACCGACACGAUACCUUCGCUUCAGACCGGGCUUCAAGAUGGCGAGCGCCGCUGCUUCAUCUGCCUCAUGGACGAGAACGAGUCCGGCGCCUCCGAGUCCGCCUGGGUCGACCCGUGCCCCUGCACCCUCGAAGGCCACCAAGACUGCAUGAUCCAGUGGGUCACGGAGCUGGAGCGCGAGGGCAAGGAGAUCCUCUGCCCGGUUUGCAAGGCCAAGAUAAACAUUGACGAGCCCUACGACCCGGCGCUCGCGCUCAGCAACCAGAUCUACAAGUCCUUCAGCAGGGUGUCGCCGGGCCUGAUCCUCGGCGGGAUCGGCGCGGGCACAUGGGUCAGCUUGGCCAUGUACGGCAACAUUGCGGUGCGGGUGUUUGCGGGCCCCGAGGCGACGUACCGCUUCUUCUUCAACGACAGGAACCCCAGAGGCGUGCCUAUGGUCAACUGGAUCCACGUCGCGAUCCUGCCGACCAUCGCGCCCGCCCUGGUUCUGGGCUCAUCGGUCCCUAUUCUGGGCAAUGUCUUCUUCAUGCCCGUCGCCGCGCUGUACGGCGUAUUCCACAUGGCCAAGGACGACCACUUCUUCUCCUGGCCCCCGUCCCCUCAACUCGCGGCAGCCUGCUUCCCGUACAUUAGAGCUGUAUACAAUAACCUGUGGCACGAGUUCGUCUGCCCGUACGAGAAGAGGUGGGAGCGCAUAAUUGCCGGACUGCCCGAGCCCGCACCUCAGGCGAACAACAUACAGAACGGCAACCGCCGCCGCCGCGGUAGGAACAACGAGGGCGGCAACGAAGCUGCUAGAAACGUCGGGUUGGUGGGAGGGUUGAUCGAUGCGGCUAUCGAUAUGCUGGACAUCCCCGACGUGGAGAUGGAGGUUGAGCUGGAAGAAGUGGAGAUGGGACAGGACCAUGAUAUGGUCAACCUCGAGAUUCUCGUCGAGGAGAUCGAGGAGGCACAUGCAGCGGAGCAAGAUAAUGACGCCGGGGAUAUUGCUGCCGCCCUCCCUGCCCAGUUGCCUCAGCCAGGUAACGAACCACAGCAAGCACCGAUCGUGGCACCGCAACAACCAGCAGCCCAGCCGGCGCCAGCAGCUCCACGCCAGCGUGGCAUUCAGGCCAGCCUCAAGGACGUCACAAACGCAAUCGUGAGCACACUCCUGCUACCAGUCUUCUCCGCCGCUAUGGGCGAGGUUAUCCGUUUGGCGCUACCAAAGCACUGGACAUCUCCUGCGGGUACCUUUGGUCGGUUCAAGAUCCGAACAGGUCUUCUCCAGGAGCAAUGGGGCCGGAACCUUGUCGGAGGCUGCAUGUACGUGGUAAUCCGCGACGUGUUUCGGCUCUACACCAAGUACCGCCUCGCGAAGAACAAGCCCCUCCGCAAGAUUCGCAACGUGGAUAGGCGGAGGAACCAGACCUCUUCCAUUUCUCCCGCCGCUUAG